CAGGAGCAGGCGGAGCCCGACCGUCCCCGGGGGGAACAUCCUUCCCCCGGCCGGGGCACCGGGGACGGACCGACGGGCCACCUGCCCUCGUCGCCUCACCGCUCGGCCCCUCUGCCUGGACCCUGGACCGGGCUUCGCUACGAUGUCUUGGUGGCGGGAGAAUUUUUGGCUGCUCGUGGCUGUGGCUAUCGUCUUCGUCUCACUGACCAUCGGCCUGCUGAUGUACUGUAUCUGUAAGAAGCAGCUCACACGAGGUGAGAGCUGGCGAAUUCCCAAGUCUCUGAAACAGAAACCGAAAAAAGAAGAAAGGAUGUAUGAGAAUUUCCGCAACGAAACACCAGAGUACGUCCCCCCGCUGCCGCCCCGAAACCUCUCUUCGGACAACACGUUCCCCGACGUUUCCCAAGACGGCCCGAUCCAACCAGGAGACGCGUACUCCUCCGUGAACAGGGACAGGAGGUCCGAGAAGAGAUCUUCCAGCUAUGACGAACCGGAUGCCGACCUCUACAUCGAGCCCGAGGAGGCCUACGACGACGUCGAAAUCCCCGCGGUCAGCGGCCCCGGGCCGCCGGCUUCUUCUUUUAGGCUGCAGUGAAGGGAGCGACUUGUCGGAAAGUCAACCCGAAGGCCCAAACCGACUGACCCUUUAUUGGGUGGGUCGAAAAGCCCGGCGGAUAUGCGAUGAACCUUUGUGAGAGGAGCGGCCCGGAUCUGUUUUCAUCUCACUGGGAACCGGAAAGAGGAACUCGGUGGCUUUUGGGGGCACCGUUUAGGAAGCAGACUCCUCUCCGGUUGACAUCAGGUGGUGGUGAAUGAAGGGAGGUGGACGGAGGGAGGUGGAUGAUAAUAAUAACCGCUACGGUAUUUGUUAAGCGCUUAC
Ornithorhynchus anatinus (platypus) is the source of this 880-nucleotide messenger RNA. RefSeq names its product SLP adaptor and CSK interacting membrane protein (gene SCIMP). The transcript has 5 exons. The coding region runs from base 143 to 595 and encodes 150 amino acids. The record is from RefSeq and is a predicted model, not a curated record. NCBI's taxonomy places the organism in Eukaryota, Metazoa, Chordata, Mammalia, Monotremata, Ornithorhynchidae. Gene Ontology annotation, cellular component: tetraspanin-enriched microdomain; immunological synapse; membrane.